AGUUACUAUUUUCUUCUUCUGAACAGCACUUUGGCGAGUGUCUCCCGAAGUGUUAGAUGUGAAGUUGUAGAUCCUUGGACCAACUCGUCUUCAUCGUAUAAUCUAUGCGUCAAAGAUAGAGCUUUAAAAAGGCCUAUCGUUUUCCUCUCAUCGCUCAAGUGUUAAGAAAAGCGAAAUGGUCCUUGCUGAUCGCAACGACGACUCGAGGAUUGGCCGGAGAUCCCACACUUCGAGUCCGAACGGGCAUUUGACCGACGAAGGGAGCGCUACUGAUGACUCCGAACAAGCCGAUUCCCUAAAAAUGUCUGCAAAAGAAAACGUUGCUCAAUACCAUGGGAUGAGAGUUGGAGAUGACUACCAAGCAUCCGUCCCGGAGAUAAUCUCGGCUACUGAAGCCUGCCCAGACUUUGCUCCAGAACGAGCGCUCCUAGUGUGGUCGCCGUGCUCCGAGAUUCCGGAUGGAAGGCUGAACGAGUACAUAACGUUGGCAAAGGAGAAGUACGGCUACAAUGCAGAGCAGGCACUGGGUAUGCUAUUCUGGCACAAGUAUGACCUGGAGAAGGCGGUUGCAGAUCUGGCAAACUUCACUCCGUUUCCGGAUGAAUGGACGGUCGAGGAUAAAGUUCUCUUUGAACAGGCGUUCCAGUUCCACGGCAAGAACUUCCACAAGAUCAGGCAGAUGCUUCCGGACAAGACCAUUCCGAGCCUGGUCAAGUACUACUACUCGUGGAAGAAAACACGUACACGGACAAGUCUCAUGGAUCGGCAGGCGCGCAAGCUGGCUGUGGCGCGUGAUGAAGAGAGCGAUGGCGGCUCGGAACAGGCGUCGGAAAACGAGAGUGACAUGGACGCCGACAACGGCGAGAUUAAGGAAGAGAGUGUCGGAAAGGGCAGCUGUGGCAACUGCAGCGCUUCCUCCGUUCACCUGUAUGCAUCGAGCAAAGGAAAUCUCUGCAAUGCCUGCUACCAAUAUUGGAAACGCACAGGCCUUCUGAAAGGGUGUGCAAGCAGCGGAUCCCUGCGGAAGCACGAGUCACGCCAUCAUCCUGGCGGAGGGGGAAGGGCGAAGCGUAAACCACCCCGGGGGAUGUUUCUUCAGUACGACGACCUGGUUGCCAUGGCGACGGGGCCACCGGGUCAGGGGGAUGCCAUUUUACGUGCCAUGGACUCCGAGGUGAUCUCACUCAAGCGACAGGUGCAAAAUAACAAGCAGAUAAUCAGCCAGCUAAAGCACAAGACGUCACUAGGCAUUGAGAAUCUGCGACCACCAGAGGGGAACACGAGAGUCAACUCAAAGUGGAGCAAUGACGAGCUCCUCAUUGCAGUUCAAGGUAUCCGCAAAUAUGGUCGAGAUUUCAAGGCAAUCGCCGAAGUGAUCGGCAACAAGACGGAGGCGCACAUACGGAGUUUUUUCGUAAACUACCGUAGACGUUACAACUUGGACGCCGUUCUGCAAGAAUUUGAAGCCGAGCAUGGCAUCACUUCGUCUGACGAGAAGGAAGAGAAGCCUGAAGCCCCAAAAGACGGAAACAACAGUGCAGGGGGGAGCAGCUGUGGGAGUCGACCCACCUCACCCGCUGCGGGAUCUGCCAACGGUUCGGCAGGCAACCCACCGCCAUUGCUCAGACCGACGGGAUCUCUUCAUCGCAAGCCCACGCCACCACCCCUUCAGCAGACAAGAGCUGGUACAUGGUCCAUACUUCAGCAGCCUCCUCCGUUGAUUCGUCCGUCAGCAAGCGCAACCACGGUGCUUCAUGGGCAAGCCCUCUAGACCUUUCACCCUCUCCUUCCUUUGAGUGUCUAUUUUGAGGUCAGAGGCGACAUAUCCGGGUGAAGACAAUUAAAAGAAAGUGGUGGGUGGUGAA
Messenger RNA from Ornithodoros turicata, 1865 nucleotides. RefSeq names its product REST corepressor 3-like. Gene Ontology annotation, molecular function: transcription corepressor activity. The coding region runs from base 176 to 1771 and encodes 531 amino acids. Gene Ontology annotation, cellular component: histone deacetylase complex; transcription regulator complex. The record is from RefSeq and is a predicted model, not a curated record. NCBI's taxonomy places the organism in Eukaryota, Metazoa, Arthropoda, Arachnida, Ixodida, Argasidae. Gene Ontology annotation, biological process: negative regulation of DNA-templated transcription; regulation of transcription by RNA polymerase II. The transcript is spliced from 15 exons.